Molecule: messenger RNA, 1784 nt
Organism: Zingiber officinale
Lineage: Eukaryota; Viridiplantae; Streptophyta; Magnoliopsida; Zingiberales; Zingiberaceae
Product: APETALA2-like protein 3
Exons: 10
Coding region: 121-1557 (478 amino acids)
Biological process (GO): regulation of DNA-templated transcription
Molecular function (GO): DNA-binding transcription factor activity; DNA binding
Source: RefSeq, a predicted model, not a curated record
CUUCUCAUCUUCCCCACCAAUCCAUCGCCCCGUCCACCGUCGUCAGGGAUCGCCUCAGUUCGAAGUGUCGUUUUCGCCUCCGCCCGAUUCCUCUCCGAUCGGUACAGCACGUAAUCUUGCAUGGGAUUCGGGAAGGGGUUGGAAGGGAAGAUGGAGUUUGAUCUAAAUGUUGUCUCUGCCGACGAGUCCCACACUCCGCUGCCUAAUGCAUUUGAAUCUUCGAGCAACGUAUCCUCCGCCUGCGACGAGGAUUCCCACUCAGCCAACGAGGGUAGCUGCCGUUUCGACGUUCUUGCGAGCCGCCUAAAACAGACGGUCGCUGAUGUUGACGACGACGAAGACGAAAAUGAGGUGGUGGAGGUUGGUUGUUUAUCUCUGGAGACGAGCAAGGUGACUCGGCAGCUUUUCCCCCUAUCUUCGGCCCAGCACCUUCACGAACCCGCAGCCAUUUCGUCGACCUUGCGCCGGGGCGAACUUGGCUUUGGUAAGGAUAAGGAGAAGGUGGGUCCCGGGGCUACGGUGGAGGUGGAGAUGAACGCAUUGAUGCUGAGGCAGCAACAACUGGAGAAGAAGAGCAGACGAGGACCGAGGUCCCGCAGUUCGCAGUAUCGCGGAGUUACCUUCUACAGGAGGACUGGGAGAUGGGAAUCCCACAUAUGGGAUUGCGGCAAGCAGGUCUAUUUGGGAGGCUUCGAUACUGCUCAUGCUGCAGCAAGAGCAUACGAUCGUGCAGCAAUCAAGUUCCGCGGGAUUGAUGCUGACAUCAACUUUACUCUCAGUGAUUAUGAUGAGGAUUUGAAGCAGAUGAGGAACCUUUCCAAGGAAGAGUUUGUGCAUAUUCUUCGUAGGCAAAGCACUGGAUUUGCAAGGGGAAGUUCCAAAUACAGAGGGGUGACACUUCACAAGUGUGGCCGUUGGGAGGCUCGCAUGGGGCAGUUCCUUGGAAAAAAGUAUAUUUAUCUCGGUUUAUUUGAUAGUGAAAUUGAAGCUGCAAGAGCAUAUGACAAGGCUGCUAUCAGAUGCAAUGGAAGAGAAGCUAUCACCAAUUUCGAGCCAAGCCUAUAUGAGGGGGAGUUGCUCCUUGAGACUGAGAAUGAAGAUGCAAUGGAAGAUGUUGAUUUAAGUUUGAGAAUUUCUCAACCUAAUAUCCAUAGCCCAAAGAGGUGCGGUAACACUAGAACCAAUAUCAGUUGUGGCUCAAUGGAUUCUGCAAAUGCUCAGACUCAAAACCCCAUUCAACUUGCUACUGAUCCUCGUUUGGCUAUGGCAUCUCAGCACCCUCAUUCUUGGAAUUAUUACCUGGGCUUCUCUCCUUCCACUGAGGAAAGGAGCACACAGAGGUCUAUGGUAGGUUCCCAAAUGCUCCCCAACUGGACAUGGCACAUCCGUGGCCGGCCUAUAUUGCCAUUAGGCUUUUCUGCAGCAUCAUCAGGAUUCUCUACUGCCACUGUUGCGGCUGCCUAUCCGUCGCUGCCGCCUGUGCAACCACUUCCAAACUCCGGUCGGCUCCAUUUCCUUCCAUCAGCAACCACUACUAGUUACUACUGCAGAAAUUAAUUACCCAUCCGAUGAUGAAUAUCAAAGGUUGCCGUUUACCAUUUGCGAGCUUUGGCACUGUGUUCUUGGUGUGGGUAGUACUUGAAUUGUAUGAUAUUGCACUCUAGCUGGUUAGCUCAAGCAAAGAGCUGCCUUAAUAUGCCAAGUAGACAUUGGAGUGGGCUCUCCUUUUAUAUUCCAAUGUAGUAAAAUAGUAUGCUUUGAACCUGCUAUGGCUAUCCCUUCAA